CUUCACACCCGGAAGCCUGAGCGGAGACGGGCCUGCGGGUUGAUUCACGCCGACGCCGCAGUUUUCACGCAGUUCGGGCCGUGCGGAGCAUCGGGACCGGGUCGGACCGGGACGGACGGAGGUGGACCGGGACGCACGGGUCCGGCUCGGCUCGGUUCGGACGCUAUAAUGGACUCCGCGCGCCGCUUCGCCUGCUGCCUGCUGAUCUGCGUCAGUCUGUGGAGCAGCGGGGUGAAAUGUUACCGGAGACCCAACAUCGUCCUGAUCCUCACGGACGACCUGGACCUCACCAUGGGGGGGCUGACGCCGCUGAAGAAAACCCAGCGGCUGAUCGGAGACGCAGGAAUGUCGUUCACCAACGCCUUCGUCGCCAGCCCGCUGUGCUGCCCCAGCCGAGCCAGCAUCCUGACGGGGAAGUACCCCCACAACCACCGCGUGGUCAACAACACGCUGGAGGGCAACUGCAGCAGCGCCGCCUGGCAGAAGAGCGAGGAGCCGAACGUCUUCCCCGCCCUGCUGCGGAGCGCCGCCGGCUACCAGACCUUCUUCGCCGGGAAGUACCUGAACCAGUACGGACGCUCAGCCGCCGGCGGGCUCCAACACGUCCCUCCAGGGUGGAACUACUGGGUCGGACUGGAUCAGGACUCCAGGUACUAUAACUACACUCUGUCAGUGAACGGGAAGCCUCAGAAACACGGAGCAGAUUACAGCAAAGACUACCUGACAGACCUGCUGGCCAACGUGUCUCUGGACUUCCUGCAGUACAAGUCCAGCUACCAGCCCUUCUUCAUGAUGGUGGCCACCCCGGCCCCCCACCACCCCUGGACCCCGGCCCCCCAGUACCAAGACCACUACAACAGCACCAAGGCCCCCAGAGACCCCAACUUCGACCACCACGGGAAGGACAAACACUGGCUCAUCAGACAGGCUAAGACUCCCAUGGCCAACUCCUCAGUCGAGUUCCUGGACACAGCCUUCAGGAAGCGCUGGCAGACGCUGCUGUCAGUGGACGACCUGGUGGAGACCAUCGUGCAGAGGCUGGAGGUCAGAGGUGAACUGGACAACACCUACAUCUUCUUCACCUCCGACAACGGCUACCAUACAGGUCAGUUUUCUCUCCCGAUGGACAAACGUCAGCUGUACGAGUUCGACAUCAGAGUCCCUCUGAUGGUCCGAGGACCGAAGAUCAAACCCAACCAGACCAGCCAGAUGCUGGUGGCCAACGUGGACCUGGGCCCGACCUUCCUGGACAUCGCCGGCUACGACCUCAACAAGACACAGAUGGACGGCAUGUCCUUCCUGCCCAUCCUGCACGGUCAGAUGAACAGCAGCAGCUGGAGAACAGACAUCCUGGUGGAGUAUGAAGGUGAAGGAAGCGACGUGUCGAUCCCGUCCUGCCCCCUGCUGGGCCCCGGACUGUGGUUCUGUUACCCGGACUGUGUGUGUGAAGACGCCUUCAACAACACGUACGCCUGUGUGCGCACCGUCACCCCCUCUGUCAACCUGCAGUACUGCGAGUUUGACGACAACGAGGUGUUCGUGGAGGUCUACAACCUGACGGCUGACCCCUUCCAGCUCAACAACAUCGCCAAGAGCAUCGAGCAGGAAGUCCUGGAGGAGAUGAACCACCGGCUGAUGAUGCUGCAGUCCUGCUCCGGCGCCACGUGCCGGACCGCCGGCGUCUUCGACCCCAGGUACAAGUUCGACCCUCGACAGAUGUUCCAGAGCCACAGCUGGAGGCUGAACAGACGGCGACAGAAGCUGAAGUGACGGGGAGGAGGGAAGGGGGCGGGGCUGGAAGGAGGGGGUGGGGCUACACUUCCUGCCUGUUUCCGGGACUUCCGGCGCCAAACUCUUUUCUACCAAAAGAACGAAGAAGGGAUCAGCUGGUCGGGGGUUACAGUGCGUUCCCAUGGAGACCGGGGGCCUUCCUCAGGUCGCCAAUUCAUCCGGUUUGUCCGUAGAUGUGAGAAAGAGACAACCUGAAGGGAGACGGUCUUCUUUUUGCACUUUGCUCCUUCACAUCACUUUAAAUCAGUCUACAUAUCCAGAUUGUUUCUCUUGGUUCUCAUUAUGUGGAUACGCGAUCAAUUAGUCGACGACCUGUGACGUAGUUCCAGCUGUUGUUGCUUUCCAGCUGCAGUUCGUGACGACUUUGUGCCAAUGAGACGAGCUCGGCGUGACGCGGCUCGUCCAGGUGAAAUUUGCUGUUUGUGUUUCAGCUAACGGCGAAGAAUCUGAUCUGUGAUCGACUCGUUGGACUGAAGGGGGGCCGACGCGUCUGCUGAUGCACUUUCCGAUCAGUCAGAGCAGCCGUGUUGGCGCCGUUAGCUUUCCUUUUCAAGCUCUUUUUGAUGAAUGGUGUUUCCGGUUUGUGUUUUUGUCCAAAUAAAAAGAUUCACUGAGAAGA
Messenger RNA from Salarias fasciatus (jewelled blenny), 2410 nucleotides. RefSeq names its product glucosamine (N-acetyl)-6-sulfatase a (gene gnsa). Gene Ontology annotation, molecular function: N-acetylglucosamine-6-sulfatase activity; glycosaminoglycan binding. The coding region runs from base 169 to 1770 and encodes 533 amino acids. Lineage: Eukaryota; Metazoa; Chordata; Actinopteri; Blenniiformes; Blenniidae. The record is from RefSeq and is a predicted model, not a curated record. The transcript has 14 exons. Gene Ontology annotation, biological process: glycosaminoglycan metabolic process.